AUUUAUAAGACAUUAUACCAUCGUGAGUAACACUAGUGAAGAAAAUACGGAGUUUAGGCUAUAAAGUCGAAAACAUCUUUAAUAUAGUCAUGGACGUUACUACUAAUGCGAGUGAUGGUUGUUCGGGAAUGAAAAUACUCUGCCGCCAGAUGAAUAAAACAGAGGAGGAUAGUGAGAAAGAUCAGGACGAAACAAUACAGGAGACAGUUGUUACAGUUGAAGAGAACAUUGCCAAGAAAAGUCUUCUGUAUUCAAUUGCGGAUACCCCACCGUUUAAUGUGUGCUUACUUUUAGGCUUUCAGCACUAUAUCACGGCCGUUAGUAGCAUCAUCUCCGUUCCUCUGAUGUUACGUGAACCCUUUUGUAUGGAUGAUGACGUAGUAGGGGUCAGCGAGCUCAUAGGGACCAUCCUUUUCGUUUCCGGUCUGUCCACGUUGUUUCAGACCACGCUUGGGGUACGCCUUCCGAUCGUCCAGGGAAGUACAAUUACGUUUGUGGUACCAACGCUUGCGAUCCUUGCUCAAAAACAGUGGACGUGUCCGUACACUGAGGCUAGGGCAAUGUAUGGCCACAGUGUGAACUUUACGGACAUUGGUUUGCCUGAGAUAGGAAGCGAAGAACACAGAAACAUCUGGAAAAUGAGGAUCCGAGAAAUCCAAGGAGCUAUAAUUGUUGCGUCGCUCUUUCAAGUUACCAUUGGUCUUAGCGGCGUCAUGUCCUAUUUGCUCCGAUUCGUAGGUCCACUAACCAUUGUACCUGUCAUCACAUUGACUUCUAUCUCACUGUUUCCGGUCAGCGCUGAUAUGGCAUCGGGUCAGUGGUGGAUCGCGAUCCUGACUAUGGUUCUUAUUACAGCAUUUAGUCAAAUAAUAAGCGAACUUAAGGUACCCGUAAUUUGUCCGGGUCGUAAAGGUUGUAACAAGUCUAGUAUACAACUAUUCGGCCUAUACCCAGUUCUUUUUGGAAUAUUCAUCUCCACAAUAGUUUGUGCCAUCCUAACCACCACGGGCGUUUGGACAGACGAUAAAGAUGAAUGGGGCUAUGAGGCGCGCACUGAUACAAAUCUCCACGUUUUAGGUAAAGCAAAGUGGUUUCGUUUUCCUUAUCCGUGUCAGUGGGGCGUACCAACCGUCUCUGUCAUAGGGGUGUUCGGUAUGCUAUCUGGAGUAUUGUCAGCAAUGAUUGAAUCCGUUGGCGACUACUUCGCUCUUGCUCGACUUGCUGGUGCACCGCCUCCACCUUUGCACGCUGUUAAUAGGGGGGUAAUGACUGAAGGUCUUUGUUGUUUAAUCACCGGUGCUUGGGGUUCUGGAAACGGUACUACUUCUUUCGCGGAAAACAUCGGCGUUGUUGGGUUAACCAAAGUUGGAUCACGACGCGUUGUGCAAGUAGGCGGGCUUAUGAUGUUAGUUCUCGGAUGUCUUGGAAAAUUUGCUGCCCUUUUUUUGAUAAUACCGAAACCGGUUUUGGGUGGAACUUUUAUGAUAACUUUCGGAAUGGUUACAGCUGUUGGAAUAUCAAACCUUCAAUUCGUGAACCUCAAUUCACCGCGAAACCUAUUUGUACUCGGCGUCCCAAUAUUCUUUGGAAUAAGCCUAUCACAAUGGCUAGAGCAUAACGGCGGAAUUAACACAGGAAGCGAAACGGUGGACCAACUACUCACUGUUUUAUUAAGCACGGGAAUGUUCGUCGGCGGAGUUCUUGGGUUUGUGCUGGACAAUUUGGUACCCGGCACGGACGAAGAGCGGGGAAUCAAAUCUUGGAGGGUGCAAACCGAUGGCAAAGGGAGCGAACUCGUUACCGCGGAUGAAUCUGUGUACGACUUACCUGUCAUUGGCGCGAUGAUGAGAAAAUUUCCGGUGUUUAGAUACCUUCCAAUCAGUCCCACUUAUAAAAAGACGUAACUGAGUAACUAUGUAUUUCGUGAACAAUGGACAGUACAUCAUUGUGUCAGGACUAAAAGUGAUAUAUUUUCCUUCUCUGAUUGUAAACGUUUGAAAAUUAAGCCAUGUUUAUUAAGAUAAUAACUGGGUCAGGGCCUACUUCCAGACGAUGCCUAAAAAUUGGACACCUUAUUAGAAGUAGUAAUAGCAGGUUGUGUAUGUUUGAGUAUGAAAUAGUCUUUCAAUUACAAACGUCAUACUAACUAGGCGCGUUAACAUUACUGGUUUUGCUUUGCAUUCUUCUUGGCUAAACAAGGUACAUGUAUGAACUCUCAGCGCAUUUCCUUUCUGACUUUACGAAAGGACACAGGGUGGUCCUUAUUUCUUAACAUUUGAAACACCUCGGCCAAUUUCCAUUGAAAACAACCGCGGGUGUAAAUGGACGGUUAAAACUGCCAGAAUGCUUUACAUUUAACUAAGCUGCAAGAAGAUCGCGUAGUUAUUUGAUUUAUUAAGAAGAUAAACGUAAUACUUUUACUCUUGCGAAUCUUAAUAAUUUAUGUAAUUAUACCAUUUACUGGCAUUCAAUUAAAUUGAUACUAUUAUUUACCUAUUUACAAACUACUUCACCAGAUAUACCGGCAUACGUCCGAGGUUGUUGUUGAUGUUUCUGUGUUUUAAACAACCAACACACAUCAGUUGAUCGUGUCCAAAAUAAAGUACAAUGACCUGCUGGUUCAUUGCGGGCCGCUGCAAUCAAGUACUUUUGAGCUGAAAAUGUAGACACAGUUAAAUUUUCCCUUGAAUACAUGAGUUGUCGUUCUUACCAUAAUUAAAUAAACGAUGUUACUUUUGACAUUUAUUAUGUAGACACAGUCUAAUUUUUUAAAGAGUUGUCUUUCGUAUGUUUGUUUUCGGGACGUUUCUGGGCAAAUACUAAAGUGCUGACGAGUAAGCUGACGAUAUAGAAAUAGAGUAGAGUUGCUGACCAAUUGCUGACCAUAAAGACAAAGAAGGAAGAAAAUAAGUUUUGAAAUUAAAGAUUUUUUAAGACUUAUUUUGUUUAAUUUAUUUUAUAUACUCCUUAAAGUGUACGUAAAGAUGGAUGUUUGUGUAUUUUUAUUGAAAAUGGCGUUCAUUGAAAUGAAAUGAGUAUUUUUUGUCACGUGAACCAAUUAUUUUAAUUGAAAAUGUAGCUUUAAAUGUUAGACUCACAACUUGUGGAAAACUAUCUGCACUACAUCAAAGAACGAUCAAAAGAAUGUUGUUUGCCAAUCCCGUUUCUGGGUACGUACUUAAGUGCUGACGAGUUAGCUGAUGAUACAGAAAUAGAGUAGAGUUGCUGAUUUAAUUAAUUUAUUUUAUAUACUUCUUAAAGUGUACGUAAAGACGGAUGUUUGUGUGUAUUUAUUGAUGGCAGUUCAUUGAAAUGAAUUGAGUAUAUUUUAAUUUGUUUGCUGGUUUGGUGAAAAGAUGAGAAGAUAUCACGGAUUCAAUUACUUUUUUAGGUGUUUCAUUUACAUUUGUUUGAACCAAUUAUUUUAAUUGUAAAUGUAGCUUUAAAUGUAAGCCCCACAACUUGUGGAAAACUAUCUGCACUACAUCAAAGAACGAUCAAAGGAAUGUUGUUUGCCAAUCCAUUAUUGAUCAUUUUAAAUGAAAUAGAUUUCUCUUUAAUCUGUUGUAUUUUUGAAGUUGUUUUGAGGAAAACAAGGCAAACUGUUGCUAAUAAAAUGUUCAUAUGAUGUAAAAUAAUAAAAUAAAGCAUGAAUCAUUAAUGGCGAAAUAAGUGUAAUCUAUUCAUUUUUAUUUAUUAUUUGUUAAUUAACUUGUAUAAUCCAAUAAAACCUCAAAGGCGUGUUGUCACAUUUCGCACAAAGACCCUCGGGGUGUUGAAUUGUUGUAUGGUCAUUACAUUUCAUGGUCCAGUGCAUAUUUAUGACCAAUUACUGCCUUUUUCAGAAUUUAAUUACCAAUUUCUUAGCUGACCAAUGUAUGCUUUAGGGAAACUCGAUACUGCCGUAUUGUUAAGUUACUAACCAAUUCCUCAGCUGACCAAUAUAACAUAUAUGAAAACUUGACUCUGAUGCAUUGUAAAGUUAGUGUCAAUUUACAUAGUGAUUUAACUAAUAUGUUAUUGAAACUUAUUUUCAAUAUAAGUAACUAAAUGUCCCGAGAAUUGUUACUGAAUAUAAAAAUGGAUACCAAAAUAAAUAAAGGUUGUUACAGCUGUGCUUGUGCAAGAACUGUAACUUUGGUUUGCCUUAUUUAUGUCUUUUCCCGAGUAAGCAAGAGACAUGUUGAUUUAGUGCUGUCUGUCUGUUACAAAACUUUGUCCCCUGUAAAACUUAUAGUUGUACUAUAACAUGGAAGAAGUGUUUAAUAUAAACUGUAGUUGUGCAUAGACUAAUGUUUUACCAAAAUAGGUCUCUUUUAAUUCCUUCAUAGCCUUGACUCGACAUCAGCCAUCACCAACUUCAAAAUAUUUACAUGGUAGAUUUGUUUGUGGGCCCGCUUUUAUACUUUGUAUCACAGUUUUUCUUGUGUAUCUUUAGCAUCUACCUACCAUUGGACCAGACACCUAAUGUCAACGGUGAAUGAAUCAAUUAUUAAGAUGUGGUCAUGCAUAAAUAAUCGUUUAGCUAAAUGUAUGCCUAGGGAGAGCUUAAGAAUUUGAC
This is a messenger RNA of Mya arenaria, 4561 nucleotides long. Its product is annotated as solute carrier family 23 member 2-like. The transcript has 2 exons. Gene Ontology annotation, molecular function: transmembrane transporter activity. Gene Ontology annotation, cellular component: membrane. Gene Ontology annotation, biological process: transmembrane transport. The coding region runs from base 90 to 1904 and encodes 604 amino acids. The record is from RefSeq and is a predicted model, not a curated record. Lineage: Eukaryota; Metazoa; Mollusca; Bivalvia; Myida; Myidae.